UCACAUAUAGUUUCUCAUUGAGCUCGAGGAAGAAACACAGCUCAGCCGCACAUCGCGGUUUGAGUGACACGGAUACAGGUUUACAGCACAGACGGAGUGAGAGGUUGGAAAAGAGAGGGAUAGACAGGGAGAGAGACAGAGACAGAGGGAUAGACAGGGAGAGAGACAGAGGGAUAGACAGGGAGAGAGACAGAGGGAUAGACAGGGAGAGAGAGAGAUAUAAUGGAAAGAGUGAGGAAAUAAAUAUUGGAUUAAUAAAAAAAAUACACCAACGGAGGACUUUUUUUCCCUCUCUCACGUGAAUGGGAAUACAGCGGGAUAUGAUAUGGAGUCUCGUGAGCUGUUUUCCAGUGUGUUUGAUUGACAGACUUUUAGCACCGCUGAACACCUGACGGUGGAAGGGACAUGCAUAACGCCAGCCACCGCCUGGCAGAGAACGAGAGCGAGCCUCAUCUGCCCGACCCACACACGGAUUUACCCGCCACUCGUGCACUCAUCGGCUGCGUCCUCGCACUGCUCAUCCUCUGGACGUUACUGGGCAACUUCACGGUGUGCGCGGCGGUUCUCCGUUACCGGCACCUGCGCGCCAAAGUCACCAACAUCUUCAUCGUGUCUCUGGCGCUGUCGGACCUCCUCGUGGCGCUGCUCGUGAUGCCGUGGAAGGCGGCAGCAGAGGUGGCGGGGUUCUGGCCCUUUGGUGCGUUCUGUGACACCUGGGUGGCGAGUGACAUCAUGUGUUCCACGGCGUCCAUCUUGAAUCUGUGCAUGAUCAGUGUGGACCGCUACUGGGCGAUAUCCAGCCCGUUCCGUUACGAGCGGAGAAUGAACCGCCGCGUGGCCUUCGUCAUGGUCGGCGUGACCUGGACGGUCUCCGUGGUGAUAUCAUUUGUGCCCGUUCAACUCCACUGGCACCGGGCUGCGAUUACCGGAAAUAGCGGAAGCGGUGACGAAUUUACCCGGGACGUUACCGGAUUUAACGUCAGCGGGGUAUAUCAACUCCACAGGGCGGCGGAGGCGAACGGCUGGGACUGUGACUCAAGUCUGAGUCGGACCUACGCCAUCUCCUCCUCGUUGAUCAGUUUCUACAUCCCCGUGGCGAUCAUGGUGGUCACCUACACACGUAUCUACCGGAUCGCCCAGGUCCAGAUACGCAGGAUAUCCUCUCUGGAGCGAGCCGCAGAACACGCGCAGAACUGCCGCUCGGACGCGCACGUGGAUGUGGAUGCAGAUGGGCACGUGCACGCUUUCCACCGCCGUCAUCAUCCUCCUCUUCGUUCUAAACACCGCUGCUCCAUCUUUCUCCAAACUACCAAUUCCCCAAAACGUCAUCAUCACCCUGAUCUUCCUCCCCCACACCGGUCCCUGAGGUACUCCAUUAGGAAGGAAACCAAGGUUCUGAAGACUCUGUCUGUCAUCAUGGGGGUGUUCGUAUUCUGCUGGUCCCCCUUCUUCAUCCUCAACUGUGCCAUGCCCUUUUGCCCAGGUCCAGGUACAGCCUCCAGAACUGUGUCAGACCCCUCCUCCCAAUCCUCCCACCUGUACUGUGUCAGUGAAACCACCUUCGACGUCUUCGUUUGGUUCGGUUGGAGCAACUCUUCCUUAAACCCCGUUAUCUACGCCUUCAACACUGAGUUCCGCGAGGCGUUCCUCCGCUUGCUGGGUUGCCGUGGAGACAACGGGUGCUUCGGCGGCUGGACGACGAGCGUCACGCGCGCGGAGAGCUUUGUCUUGGCGAGCAACGAGGCCGCCGGCGCCGUGACGGAGAAGAAGAACUCGCUCCACACAAUGGAGAUGGGCGUGGCUUACGAUACCAGCUGUGGCGCCGGUAGAGGUAGCGUCACAUCUGGUGUAAUCCGCGACCCGGUUAGGGGGAGGGUGCUACCGGCACCGUUAACGGACCGUAGAGGAGCUGUAGAGGAGCCGGUGUGUGACUGUGAGGUGGAUCCGGUUAGAGGAAGAGGGGACAGCGGGGCAGGUCUCUCUCGGACGCCACCGUCAACGUUAACGAACUGUAGAGGGACGAUAACGCAAUCAGAGGCGGUGUGCGACUGUCCCAUGGAGGAUUGUAAAAUAGACGUAAUGGACAGGGGACAACGGACUCAGAUGAUUCCCUCACAAACUUUCUAAUGAACUUUCAAACUGUGCCAAACUGACCGUACCGUUGAUGUCUGUAGUGGUUUCAUUUUAAAUGAAUCCACUACUAGUAUUGUCUCAGCUGUUAAUGGAUUACAUAUAUCCAGGAAAUAGCUAUAACCGGUUUAUCCAAAACAUUCAUUGGCCAAUUUGAUGAAAAAGCAUUGAGGAUUGAUUGAAACAGGGACAUUUUCCACCAAUGCUCUAGACUAAGGUUUCUCCAGCAGUAGUUCCUGAACCCCCAAAAGCUCUGUAAUAUAUUGCUGAUCUGACCUGUUUUUAUGGAAGUGGUCCCUCAAGGAGAAAAGGAUAGUAAUGGUAAUGAUAGUAAUGGUAAUGAUAGUAAUGGUAAUGAUAGUAAUGGUAAUGAUAGUAAUGGUAAUGAUGGUAAUGGUAAUGAUGGUAAGGAUAGUAAUGAUAGUAAUGGUAAUGAUGGUAAUGUUAGUAAUGGUAAACAACCACAUUGAAAAACACUGUUCUAUGCUGCCAUUGCAUUAGGUCAACAUUAUUAGGUCAACAUUAUUAGGUCAACAUUAUUAGGUCAACAUCAUUAGGUCAACAUCAUUUGGUCAACAUUAUUAGGUCAACAUUAUUAGGUCAACAUUAUUAGGUCAACAUUAUUAGGUCAACAUUAUUAGGUCAACAUCAUUAGGUCAACAUUAUUAGGUCAACAUCAUUAGGUCAACAUCAUUUGGUCAAUAUGAACUUCUGAUUGGUGUAGGUCAAUAUCAUUAGGUCAAUAUCAACUCCUGAUUGGUCUAAGUCUGCGAAGGGGAUAGAAUGUUAGAAGAGUAGAAUAGAUCUUCCCUGAGCUGAUCUAGAUUUCUAUUUCUACUGCCGUCUCUCAACCGUCAUUACCAUCAUAUCUGUUCUGGACCCGGGGGCUUUGUUUGUUGGGGAAGUGUGACACCGGCUGCGUCUGAAAUGGCACCCUCUUCCCUAUGUAGUGCACUACUUUUGACCAGAGCCUAUAGGACUGUAGGGCACUACUUUUGACCAGAGCCUAUAGGGCUGUAGUGCACUACUUUUGUCCAGGAUCCAAUGGCACCCUAUUCCCUAUAUAUUGCACUACUUUUGACCAGGGUCCUUUGGGACACAGCCUCUGUAUUUCUCAGAUUAUCAGGGAUUAUCUCUCCAGGCCCUGGGGAUCUUGUGUGAUGUCAUGUCACAGUGACGAUGAUGAAAAGUCCAUCCUGGGUAUUUCUAAGCAUCUAUUAUACAGUAACAAAGUCUCACAUCCAGAGCUCCCUCUCUCUUUCUCUCUACAUCUCUUUCUCUCCCUGUCUUCCCCGCUCUCUCUCCACACCUCUCCCUUCUCUCCAUCUCUCUCUCACUUAUUUUCCUCUCCCUCCCUCC
Messenger RNA from Salvelinus fontinalis (brook trout), 3489 nucleotides. Its product is annotated as D(1) dopamine receptor-like. Gene Ontology annotation, molecular function: G protein-coupled receptor activity. The coding region runs from base 406 to 2127 and encodes 573 amino acids. The record is from RefSeq and is a predicted model, not a curated record. Gene Ontology annotation, biological process: adenylate cyclase-activating adrenergic receptor signaling pathway. NCBI's taxonomy places the organism in Eukaryota, Metazoa, Chordata, Actinopteri, Salmoniformes, Salmonidae. The transcript is spliced from 3 exons. Gene Ontology annotation, cellular component: membrane.